UAACGGAUGGGGCGCGGGCGGGGGCCGGGCACCGGGAGGAAUUCCGUCCCGCCCCGGGGCGAUCUCCCAGUGGAGGAGGGGGCUGCGGGGAUGCCCUCGCCCUCCCGCGCUCCGCUUGCCGAGCCCGCCACCGCCCGCCCGCGCCCUCCGGGCUGGCGGAGGUGAGGGAGGUGGGGUGAGGUGGCGCCCGCCCCCCGUCCGGCUCCUCCCUCCCCGCCCGUGCUCCCCGCCCCCUCCACCCCCCGCCGGUCGGUCCCUCCCCUCCCUCUCCCCGCCGCCUCCUCCCGCCGCCGUCGCUGCUUUGGCUGCUGCGUCAUACGCCCCAGAGUCGCCAGGACGGAGGGGCUGGGCCCGGGGACCCCCUGGCCUCCGCCCGCGAGCCCCUCGGCGCCCCGACGUGCCCUCCCCGCACGCGGGGCUCGCCCAGGUCCCAGGCGUCUGCCCCUGCCCGGCUGCCGGACGCCCCAGCUGUCACCGGAGAAUUGUCCUGAAGGAGACGUGCAGGCCCCGGGAGCCAGCCACUUCUAGUCUGGAAAACGUCUGCAGAAAAGCUCCCCCAACAUCUCUGGGCGGCAGAGCAGAGCACCCUAAUCCUGCUACCUCUGAGCAGCUGCCCCCCCAGGAUGCAAUGGCGCAGCCCCCCCGGCUGAGCCGCUCCGGAGCCCCCUCUCUUUGGGACCCCGCUUCUUCUGCUCCCACCUCGGGCCCCAGGCCUCGACUUUGGGAGGGGCAGGAUGUCCUGGCCAGAUGGACUGAUGGGCUGCUGUACUUGGGCACCGUCAAGAAGGUGGACAGCGCCCGGGAGGUGUGUCUGGUCCAGUUUGAGGACGAUUCCCAGUUUCUGGUUCUGUGGAAAGACAUCAGCCCUGCUGCCCUCCCUGGGGAGGAGCUCCUCUGCUGUGUCUGUCGCUCUGAGAAUGUGGUUCCUGGGAACCGGCUGGUCAGCUGUGAAAAGUGUCGCCAUGCUUAUCACCAGGACUGCCACGUUCCCAGGGCCCCGGCCCCUGGAGAAGGAGAGGGCGCAUCCUGGGUCUGCCGCCAGUGUGUCUUUGCCAUCGCCACCAAGAGGGGGGGUGCGCUGAAGAAGGGUCCCUAUGCCCGGGCCAUGCUGGGCAUGAAGCUGUCUCUGCCAUAUGGAUUGAAGGGGCUGGACUGGGACGCCGGGCACCUGAGCAACCGGCAGCAGAGCUACUGUUACUGUGGUGGCCCUGGGGAGUGGAACCUGAAGAUGCUGCAGUGCCGGAGCUGCCUGCAGUGGUUCCAUGAGGCCUGCACCCAGUGUCUGAGCAAGCCCCUCCUGUACGGGGACAGGUUCUAUGAGUUCGAAUGCUGUGUGUGCCUCGGGGGCCCCGAGAAGGUCCGGAGGCUGCAGCUUCGCUGGGUGGACGUGGCCCAUCUUGUCCUCUAUCAUCUCAGUGUCUGCUGUAAGAAGAAAUAUUUCGACUUUGACCGUGAGAUCCUGCCCUUCACCUCUGAGAACUGGGAUAGUCUGCUCCUGGGCGAGCUUUCAGACACCCCCAAGGGAGAACGUUCUUCCAAACUCCUCUCUGCUCUUAACAGCCACAAAGACCGUUUCAUUUCAGGGAGAGAGAUUAAGAAGAGGAAAUGCUUGUUUGGUCUCCACGCGAGGGCCCCUCCUCCUGUGGAGCACCCUCACGGAGAUGGAGCCCCCACCAGCUUCCCUUCAGGGCAGGGCCCUGGGGGAGGGGUCUCACGUCCCCUGGGGAAGCGACGGAGGCCGGAGCCAGAGCCCCUGAGGAGGAGGCAGAAGGAGAAGGUGGAAGAGCUGGGGCCGCCCUCGGCAGUGCACAACCAGCCCGAGUCCCGGCAGCAGAGGGAGCGGGCUCAGCUGCAGGGGGCGCUGCAGGCCUCAGUGUCUCCAUCACCCUCCAGCCCUGACCAGAGUUACCAGGGCGGCAGCGGCUACAACUUCCGGCCCACAGACGCCCGCUGUCUGCCCAGCCCCAUCCGGAUGUUCGCUUCCUUCCACCCCUCUGCCAGCACCGCAGGGACCUCUGGGGACAGUGAACCCCCAGACAGGUCACCCCUUGAACUCCACAUCGGCUUCCCCACAGACAUCCCUAAAAGCACCCCCUCCUCGAUGACUGCCUCUCCUUCCUCAGGCUCAGGCCCAGCCCCCUCCCCAGGCCUUCCCAGACGCUCCACACUCCCUUCUCCCUUGUGCCGUGGUUUGUCUCCAGGGACUGGGGGAGGAGUCCGAGGUGGGGUUGGCUACCUGUCCCGAGGGGACCCCGUCCGGGUCCUUGCUCGGCGAGUACGACCUGAUGGCUCUGUGCAGUACCUAGUAGAGUGGGGAGGAGGGGGCAUCUUCUGAGCAGCCUGCCCGGCAGCUCCCCACUCACACCUGCCGGCACUUUGGAGCCCUGACCUCAGAGCUCACCUGCAGCUGGGAUGUAGCUGGAGACAGGGAGUGUUCUCCUGACUGCCAGGCUGGGACCCAGAGGGUGACGGGGAAGAGGCUCUUCACCCCUUCACCAUUCCUGACCCCUCAUCCUUCGUCCCAUUUCCUUUGAUGUUAUUUUGUUACAGCUUUUUAAAUAUUUUUUAAAACUAUUUAACCCCUGGGUGCAGAGACUGAGGAGGGGGGAUGAUAAGGGAUCCCGGAUUCUGUAUGACUGAAAUAAAAACAACUAGAAAUAA
This is a messenger RNA of Heterocephalus glaber (naked mole-rat), 2661 nucleotides long. RefSeq names its product PHD finger protein 1 (gene Phf1). Gene Ontology annotation, biological process: negative regulation of gene expression, epigenetic. The record is from RefSeq and is a predicted model, not a curated record. Gene Ontology annotation, molecular function: chromatin binding; DNA binding. NCBI's taxonomy places the organism in Eukaryota, Metazoa, Chordata, Mammalia, Rodentia, Bathyergidae. Gene Ontology annotation, cellular component: nucleus.